Molecule: messenger RNA, 1221 nt
Organism: Triplophysa rosa
Lineage: Eukaryota; Metazoa; Chordata; Actinopteri; Cypriniformes; Nemacheilidae
Gene: pdcl3
Product: phosducin-like 3
Exons: 6
Coding region: 125-838 (237 amino acids)
Biological process (GO): positive regulation of gene expression; angiogenesis; protein folding
Cellular component (GO): cytoplasm
Source: RefSeq, a predicted model, not a curated record
UUAUCGUGUAAAAGAUGACGCUCGUGUUCGGCCGGAGGGAAAUGCGGUGCGCUCCUUCCGUUUCCGGUGCAGGGAGUUAGUAGAGAGGCGUGAUUCACACAGCAGGACAAACAACGGCGUCAAAAUGCAGGACCCAAACGCAGAUACAGAGUGGAAUGACAUCCUGCGGAAGAAGGGCAUUCUUCCCCCUAAAGAAACCCCAAAAGAUGAGGACAAGGAAGAAGAGGAGCAGCUCCGUCAACUGUCUGUUGUGAAGACCUAUGAGGACAUGACUCUAGGGGAACUUGAAGAGAAUGAAGAUGAGUUUAAUGAAGAGGAUGAGAUGGCCAUAGAGAUGUACAGACAGAAGAGACUUGCAGAGUGGAAAGCUAACCAGAUAAAGAACGCCUUUGGAGAAGUGAAUGAGAUCUCCGGUCAGGAUUAUAUAAAGGAGGUGAAUAAAGCUGGCGAGGGAAUCUGGGUGGUCCUGCAUCUCUACAAACAGGGAAUCCCUCUGUGCACACUGAUAAACCAGCAUCUGUCAGUACUGGCCCACAAGUUUCCUCAAACAAAGUUUCUUAAGUCUAUUUCAACCACCUGCAUUCCCAACUACCCCGACCGGAACCUGCCCACAGUGUUUGUGUAUAAUGAGGGAGAAAUGAAGGGCCAGUUCAUCGGCCCGCUUGUGUUUGGAGGAAUGAACCUUAAGUGUGAUGAGCUGGAGUGGCGUUUAUCAGAGACUGGUGCUAUCAAGACUGACCUGGAGGAAAAUCCCAGAAAACAGAUCCAGGAUCAGCUGAUGACGUCCAUUCGCUGCUCCGCACCCAAGCACAGUGAGGAAGACUCUGAUGAAGACUGAAGAUCUGAACACUGACAUCAUCAGCAGGACUGCUGUAGUUUGACACAGAACAGCUGUGACGGUGAAGUGAUGUGAGAGGACAGAAUGUCUAUCACGCCCACUGCUAUCACCGCUGCCUGUGAAUGCUGAACGCAACCUUGUUUCAACUGGGUAAAACUCUGUGCCAUAUUAAAGAGAUGAAUGCUCUCUUCCUGAUGGUAACUCUGGAUGAGGCCAGCGCCUCAAAACAUUUUAAACAAACCGUCAUUAAAUUGACUAUUUAUCAGAAAUGCCAAUCUUUUUAUAUAUGACUUAACAUGAUAUUAAUACAACCUUUUGUCACUUCAAUGCUUGUCACCAGUUAUUAUAUAAAGCAGAUUAAAUGAUAUGAAUAUCAAAUAUGA